CACACUGGAGCGCAAUCCGCCUCUCUCGGCGCGCGCUUCUUUGGAAAACAAAACAUGUCUUGGCUAAGUGUGGUUCACUACUGCCCCACCAAAAAGGCAGCAAACACCGAUAAACGAUAUCCAAAUCAUCGAGGAGUUUUAAAAGUUAGCACACCGUCAUCUUUGGUAUGAUACGUCUGGCGUGGAGUGUUCGGCGGAUUGCACAGCGCUUCAGAUUGGAUGCUACAAGUUUGAAGUCGAAUCGCGUCUUGGAUGAGAAUACGCCUGGAAAUGGGGGAUCAGCGCCAAGGGUCAUCAGAAUGGAUUUAACCACCAUCACUUCGCCGAAUUCAUCCGCGGAUACUAAUAGCACGUCCGUGCCGAGACCAUCGCCGCAUUCAUAUUGCGUGGCGAUGCUCAUUGUUCUCGUGGUUACCGUGAUCAUCCUGGUAACCAUAGUGGGGAACGUAUUGGUCGUGGUGGCCGUUUUCACCAGCCGCGCGCUGCGUGCGCCACAGAACCUCUUUCUGGUCUCUUUGGCGUCUGCUGAUAUUUUGGUGGCCACUUUGGUCAUUCCGUUCUCCCUGGCCAAUGAGGUGAUGGGCUACUGGUUCUUUGGAAGCACCUGGUGUGCUUUCUACCUCGCUCUGGACGUGCUCUUCUGCACUUCGUCCAUUGUCCACCUCUGCGCCAUAAGUUUGGACCGGUACUGGUCAGUCACCAAAGCGGUCAGCUACAACCUAAAGAGAACCCCGCGGAGAAUAAAGUUCAUGAUCACGGUGGUGUGGAUCAUUUCCGCGGUGAUUUCCUUCCCGCCGCUUCUCAUGACCAAACACGACGAGCUGGAGUGCUUGCUGAACAACGAGACCUGGUACAUUCUUUCCUCCUGCGUGGUGUCCUUCUUUGCCCCUUGUCUCAUCAUGAUUUUGGUGUACUGCAAGAUCUACAGGGUGGCCAAACAGCGCGCGUCCACUGUGUUCGUGGCCAAGAACGGGAUGGAGCGACAACCGUCGCAAUCCGAGACCUGCUUCGUGCGUAAAGGCAAGUCGGAGACGGAGAGCCCCAGUAGCCACAGCUCAGGCAGUCGAGAGCGCAAAGGCGAGCUCGACGACAUCGACCUGGAGGAGAGCAGCGUCUCCAACAGACAGAGGACCUCGCGCUUCGCUAAGAGCAGGAUGGUGGAAGGUGCACACGCGUGCCCAAAGCAAAAUGGACGGCUCUCGUGGGCAUGUAGCCGCGCAUCGGAGCUCGAGCAGGAGCCGACCGCGCGUCAGCUCUAUUUGUCCAAGUCCAAACUGGCCCAGGUGCGAGAGAAGCGCUUUACCUUCGUGCUGGCUGUGGUCAUGGGGGUGUUCGUGCUCUGCUGGUUUCCAUUCUUCUUCACGUACAGCCUGCAUGCAAUAUGUCGAGAAAGUUGCACAAUACCGGAUUCUCUAUUCAAUCUGUUUUUCUGGAUUGGUUACUGCAACAGCUCCGUGAACCCCAUUAUUUAUACAAUUUUCAACAGAGACUUUAGGAAAGCGUUCAAGAAGAUAAUGUGUCAGCAUUCGACACGCACGUAAAUGCACGUGUAUAUGGGUCAGUUAGAUGGGCGAUCUUUUGUAAAUAUAAUUGGCUAUAAUAUCUGCCUUAACGUCUUAAAUUCUUUCCUUCAUCAGUUCCCAAACAAUAUUUUACUGUCAUAUCAUGAAUGGUGAUUCAAGACGUUUUCUAUGGCUGAACAAAACAUGCCCUUUUUUUUUAUAACAAAAACACACAGUAAUAUGCUUUUAUAGUUUUCUUGUCACAUGAAAACAAAAUGGCUUUCUCCUUGUUAGUCACAAUGAUUUUGAUUUGCUGGACUUUCUUUAAAUAUUAAUAAUAUUUAAACCAAAUUGCUUUAUUGCUAGUUUUGUAGUGAAAGAUAUAAUGAAUGCCAGCUUUCCUUUUUUUACAAAAAUUUAAGCCCAGCCACACUACCGUGACAUUUUUUUUCCUCACACAAGGUGACUUUUAGUAAUCAAAAACAUUUCAUCAUAGAAAAAGUGUAUUUAAGUAUAAAUUGCUUUCUUGAUGUAUUUUUGAUGAAGUACCUCAAACAUAUACCCCAUAUAUAUAUAUCGUCUGUGUUGCAAUGUGUUUGAGUUUGUCUGUGCUUUGCAAAUAGUUUUACAGGAUCUCUGGGUCAUUUCUCUUGGUCUUUGUGCACAUAUUUAGGAAUGUAGUGUAUUCAUGUUUGAGAUUUUAACUUACAAUAUGUUUAUUUCCUCCUAAAAAGCACGGGCAGGUGACCAGGUCAAAUGUGAAAACUCCUUUAAAGACCACACAUAAUGUGGCGGUCCACUUGAAUUAUGUAUAAUUCAUACAGCACAACUGGAUCAAAAAAUCUUAGAUAUGACACAGACACUUUUCCUGAAAUUGUCUCAAAGACAUUAAUGUGAGACGUUUUAAUAAAGUUUUUGAACCUG
Molecule: messenger RNA, 2426 nt
Organism: Pimephales promelas (fathead minnow)
Lineage: Eukaryota; Metazoa; Chordata; Actinopteri; Cypriniformes; Leuciscidae
Gene: adra2db
Product: adrenergic, alpha-2D-, receptor b
Biological process (GO): G protein-coupled receptor signaling pathway
Cellular component (GO): plasma membrane
Molecular function (GO): epinephrine binding; alpha2-adrenergic receptor activity
Source: RefSeq, a predicted model, not a curated record